Messenger RNA from Didymodactylos carnosus, 2267 nucleotides. Lineage: Eukaryota; Metazoa; Rotifera; Eurotatoria; Philodinida; Philodinidae. The record is from the annotation of a GenBank genome assembly.
GCUUUGUUUGAAUGCAUUUAUGGUAUAAUACAAAAAACUUGAAAGGAAAAAUAUAUAAGUCUACUGAUUUUUUUUAUGACAGAAGCAAAGACGAUGCAUGCUAUACCGAUUCCGAAUAUCGCCUUUUUAUCGAGUUUUGAUCACGUUUUGGGGGUGAAAUCUUGAAAAUACCACAAGAGUCGGAAAAAGUGAGCGUUAUAGAGAAAAGUCAAGAUUUGACUGUUUUCCGUUCCACUCUAGUUUUUCGAAAGUAUUUUAUUCGAACGUCCGCCAGACUUGCAAGUCUCUCUCUUUAUUUGCUGCUGGAUUAUGCAAAAAAUAACCACUGCUCUUGUAUUUUGGCUCCAAUAGUAGGUGAAAUAACCUACACUAAAAAAUAAAGUGUGGUAGUACGUGUGUAAAUCUUUGAAAGGUUCACUCAGCAUCGAAAAGUGUGUACGUUCUCUAGAUAGUUAAUCUUAGUAUUUAAUACUUAAGUGUGUUAAAAAGAUUUCUUAUUUUCCAUUUUUGUCGCGAACGACAUUAUUAAACGGAAAAGUGAUUCAGAAUCAUGAUCACCAUCUUCGAAAGUACACUGCUAUUUUCAGCCAAGAUGGGUAAGAAAAAACCGAAAAAAAUAACGUCAGUGUGUGGGCUAGACGAUCGCUUCUCAGUAUGUAUUUCACAUACUUAUACCAUGCCUUCUAGUUGGUCACUGGGAAUCGACCUAGCGUUCACUUUAUAUGCGUCAUUUAGACAUUUUCGGUUCGGGAAAGCUAGGCGGAAAUGUUACGCACACGCUUGCACACAACUUCCUCAGUAUCGCCAUUGAUCCAUUUUAGAAAGUAUAACGACACUUUUAUAUUCUUUCACUUAAGAAUCUAUAUUUUAUAUAUGUUAUCACGCAUGUAUAAACAUGUCUGCGUUUUUAUUUCUGACUUGUGUCUGAUUUUCAACUGUUUUUUCUGAUUUGUCUUUUAGAUCUGGGAUCCCUGAUACAUUGUAUACAACGAACACUGGCAACAAAAAGUAUAUUAAGUACUUAUUUAUUCUGUUGAUCACACUUAUUUACUACAGAAGUCGGAAAGUCUGUAAUGGAUGACAAAUUUUGGAUUUGCACUUAACUUCCCCAAACCACACGUUCGCCUGCAUCACUGCUUCAGUUGAAAGUGACUCCGUCGUCACACUUAUUUACUACAGAAGUCGGAAAGUCUGCAAUGGAUGACAAAUUUUCAGGGUAUAUUGACCAUGUCAAAGUGUAGUAACCAAAUUUCUUUUGGCGCUACUUGCAACUGGUCAUGAGAAGGCGUAGCUACAAGGGCCAAAAGUAGGUAUCUAUGAUGCACAAGCAUUCUCAUUCCAGUUAAUAAUAGAGAGUUCGGUAUUUUUUGUUUUGCGUUAAACGCCUAUGCUAGGAAUUAACAGAGCCCGAUUUUCGAAUUUCUCAUCUACUGAUUUCUGGUGCUUAAUAGAACUUUAAAAUUCGAAAAAUCCUUGGUAGUGCUGUUAAAUUUAUCAAGAUGGCUUGGAUACCGGUGGCUGUUGGGGCUGUUGGCGCACUAUCACAUUUCUUCGGUGGUAAAAGUCGAACUACAGUUCAAUAUGUUACAAAUCCAGCUUUAGAAGACGCACUAAAAACUGCUAAUAAUGCCAAUGCACACUUACAAAAACAAUUUGCUGACAUACAACAAGUCCUAAAAGAACAACAAUUAGAUUCAUUUGAAAAAUUAAAAGCGUAUGAUCACAGAGCUGCAAAUGCUUUAGUUGAAUUAGCAAGCCAAACACGAGCAAUGGUACUGGAAGGCAGAACUGUUGCUCUGUUUGGUGUAACAUCAAGUGGAAAAUCAACAAUUAUUAAUAAAUUGUUAAAUUCAAAAGUGGCUGCAGUUGGUGUUGGUGACACAACAAAAGCAAUUCAACCAUUUAAUGGGAAUGGUUAUUGUCUGUAUGACAUACCGGGAAGAAAUGAUGAUCUCUCAUAUUUUACUUCGGAGUAUAUUAGUUUUUGGAAAGGUUUAACACAUCGUCUUGUAACAAUUCAAUCCACAUUGAGAGAAAUGACAAAAGUAUUUAGUUUGUUAGAUGCAAUGGAUUUACGUUAUGACAUUGUUGUGAACAAAUUUGAUUUGAUAGAAGAUGCUAACGAAGCUGAAGCAUUUCGUCAGCAAAUUCGUAAUGAAGUGCACGAAUGUGGUUUAAAGGGUGUUAAUAAAAUAUUUUUUGUUAGUGCCAAAAAAACGGAUCAGUUUCCUGACUGGAUUAAAUUGGUUCAAUAUUUAAGAGCAUAA